Messenger RNA from Rhinocladiella mackenziei CBS 650.93, 1815 nucleotides. RefSeq lists its product as uncharacterized. Gene Ontology annotation, molecular function: dipeptidyl-peptidase activity. The transcript is spliced from 6 exons. NCBI's taxonomy places the organism in Eukaryota, Fungi, Ascomycota, Eurotiomycetes, Chaetothyriales, Herpotrichiellaceae. The record is from RefSeq and is a predicted model, not a curated record. The coding region runs from base 1 to 1815 and encodes 604 amino acids.
AUGGCCACCAACGUCGCCGGCAUUGAGGUACUUUUCAAGCCCGCAAACCGAGAUUUCAGUCAUCGUUGGAAGCAAUUUGGUCCAGGCAAAGAAGUCCUCCCAAAAGGAUGGCGGAAGGCAGAAGGACGACGCGCAUUGACCGAGGACUUGAUCUUUGAAAGAGAUGUUCGUGUCCCUCUGCGUGACGGCGCGAUAAUUUGGGCCGACGUUUUUCGACCUGUGCGGUCGGACAAUCAACCUGUUCCGGCCAUAUUGGCAUGGAGUCCGUAUGGAAAACAAGGGAAUGGUUUCCAGAGCCUUGAUAGAGUCCCUUGGCGGGCUGGAAUACCAAGAGACUGGACUAGUGACCUGGAGAAGUUUGAGGCCCUGGAUCCGGCGGAAUGGUGUUCCCGAGGUUACGCCAUUGUCAAUGUGGAUUCGCGGGGUGUCUUUGAUUCUGACGGAGACAUGUACAUGCUGGGAACGCAGGAGGGGCGAGACGGAUACGAUGCCGUCGAAUGCAUUGCUUCCCAGCCGUGGUGCAAUGGAGCCGUUGCGUUCGCCGGCAACUCAUACCUCGCUGCCGCCCAGUGGUUUAUCGCUGCGGAGCGACCACCUCAUCUGAAGGCCAUUGCUCCCUGGGAGGGCAUCGCAGACUACUAUCGUGAACUGCUCGGCCGAGGUGGCAUUCCGAACUAUGCCUUUGUCGACUAUCGGGGCAGUGGUUACUGUGGGAAGAACCGGCAAGAAGACACAGGUGCUAUGAUCCGUCAAUAUCCCCUGUGGAAUCAGUACUGGGACGACAAAAGUGCAAAGUUCGCUCAGAUAGACGUGCCCAUCUACGCAUUGUCGAGCUUCUCGACGAUGCUGCACACCGAAGGCACGUUGAGAGGGUUCUUGUUCUCGUCGUCCAAAGACAAAUGGCUACGGAUCCACCACACUCAGGAGUGGUAUGACCUGUACCAGAAAUGGGCAAACGACGACCUACAGAAGUUCUUCGAUCGCUACCUGUACGAGAAAGCCAACGACUGGGAGUCGACGCCCAAAGUGCGGCACAGUCUGCUCGGUUUCAACCGCGACUGUGUGGUGAAUAGACCCGAAGCAGUCUAUCCACCCAGCUACGUUGAGCAUCGGACAUUUUUCCUGGAUGGCGCAACUGCAACGAUAAGCGAGAGCGGCGCUCCGCCCGGCGAGGCGUCUUCGAUCAGUUACCAAUCCGACUCUUGGGACGACGAUGGCGCGCACUUUGUCCACAAAUUCAACACGUACACGGAGCUCAUCGGCUAUUCCCAGGUCAAGUUGUACAUGUCCUGCGCCGACGCGGACGACAUGGACGUCUACGUGAUUUGUCGAAAACUUGACGCCGAGGGCCAGCCAUUAAUGCAAGUCAACAUCCCCCUCGAGGCUCUCCCGGCAGGAACUAAGGCCGACGACAUUCCCAAUCUGAAUAUCUUCAAAUACUUGGGCCCCAACGGUAGACUUCGAGCUUCUCACCGGGAGCUCCGCGCGGACCCGACCCUCUCUGAGGAACAAGUCGCGAUGCUUGCCCCCGCGAUGGCGUGGCAUCCUCAUGACAGUGAGGACAAGAUCCAGCCAGGUCAGAUUGUGUGUCUUGAUAUCCCAUUGUGGCCUUCCGGGAUCAUUUUCGAGGCCGGGGAAUCCAUCCGGCUGGAAAUCAAGGGUCAUGAGGUGACAUUGCCGGAGUUCCCGGCGUUGGAUCGCGCCGCGAAGAAUUUGAACCGCGGCAAACACGUAAUCCACACCGGACCUGAGUGUCCUUCUUCGAUAGUGCUUUCCCUGGCCUCGGGGAUUUCUGCUAGGGAAAGCAAGGAAUGA